Naegleria gruberi is the source of this 1460-nucleotide messenger RNA. RefSeq names its product aspartate aminotransferase. Gene Ontology annotation, biological process: biosynthetic process. The record is from RefSeq and is a predicted model, not a curated record. Gene Ontology annotation, molecular function: pyridoxal phosphate binding; catalytic activity. The coding region runs from base 1 to 1431 and encodes 476 amino acids. The transcript has a single exon. NCBI's taxonomy places the organism in Eukaryota, Heterolobosea, Eutetramitea, Acrasida, Naegleriidae.
AUGAGUCAACAACUAACAAGCAACAACUCAUCAUCAACAGAAUCAAAUAUUUUGGAUGGAAGAAGAGAAAGAUUGAUUGUUUCUAACCGAUUGAUUGAAACCGACAUGCCAAUGAUCAACAAAAUUGGACAAAUUAUUUAUGAAGAAAAUUCAGUGGUUGUGAAUAAUACUGCCUCUUCCGAUCAGCAGCAAAUGGUUACAAGUUUGUGCCAAGGAAUGGUCUAUUAUAAGCCUCCUCAACAAGUGAUGGAAUCUCUGAUUAGUAAUCAAUUGGAGAAGAGUUAUAAUCCGAGUGAUCCCUUCUCUUUCAUUCAUAAUUAUUGUGAGCAUGAUUUUGGAAGGAAACUAGUCAGAGAUAAAUUGAAAGAAAAGUUGAAAAAGAUGAAUGGAAUUGAUGGAGUGGAAGUGGUUUUAACGAGUGGAUGUAAUCAGGCCUUCACAAGUGUUGUCCUAUCGUUGUGUGAUGUUGGAGAUGAGUGUAUGGUAUUUGGACCAUACUAUUUCAAUCAUUAUAUGGCCUUGCAAAUGUUUGGAGUAAGACCAAUUGUUUUUGAUUGUAGAGAGGAGGAUGGUUAUCAACCUGGAAGUGGAGAUGAUAUGGAACGUUUCACAGAGUUCUUUAAAAAAACAGUUCAGAAUCCAUCCAACAAAUUGAGAAUGGUUGUUGUCAAUACUCCAUGCAAUCCAACUGGCGCUGUCUAUACUAAAAACCAAUUGGAAGUGAUUAGUCAAUUAUGUAAAGAAUAUGGCAUUUGGUUGAUAAUGGAUGAAACUUAUGAAUGGUUUAUUUAUAAUGAUAUGCAAUCAUCGAAUGCAAUUCAUUUUAGUCCACAAGGAGAUCAUAUCAUUCACUUGUACAGUUUUUCAAAAUGUUUUGCCAUGCCAGGUUGGAGAAUUGGCUAUUUGACAUAUCCAGCCACCAAUACCACUCUUGGACUCCAUCUCAAUAAGAUCCAAGACACAAUUGUAAUUUCCUCCCCACUCCCAUCCCAACAACUUGCUCUCAGUGUUACUGAGAUGGAUGAAGAGUUUGGAAAGAUUUGGGCCAUGGAUAGAAUUAACACUCUCAAGGAAAAUAGAAGAGUCAUUUGGAAUGCUAUUCAUGAUUUGUGCAAUCUGGAGAAAAUUCCAGAAGGUGCUAUUUACUUUUGGGCAACUCUACCAAAUUUUGCAAAUCAUUCGGAUAAUCAGUUGAGUAUUGAAAAGGAAUUCCAAGUGAUUGAGUGGAUGGUAAGAAAGCACAAGGUUGCCGUAUUGCCAGGAUCAUGUUUUGGAAGAGUUGGAGGAUUCAGAAUUAGUUAUGCCAAUGUUUCUGAGAAUGCCUGUAAAUUAGCCGCCAAUAGAUUAAGAACAGCCCUUCAAGAACUGAAAGAUGGUCAAUUUGAGAAGGAUGAUCUUUCAUUAUAUGUGAAAACAUUCAAGACUCUAUAAUUUAGCUACAUUAAAUUUUCAUCAAUCAC